GUCCAUGCGGGAGACAGCUUUGGGGAGCUAACCAUUCUGGGCUUCGUGAAGCGACGGAGUGCCGUGGUCCGCGCAAAGGAGAUUUGCAUCGUCCUGGAGAUGCCCAGGGCGGCCUUUAUUGCAGCUUUGGAGGAUCACCCGGAGGAACAAGAGCACUUCCAGAAGAUCGGACGUCAACAUGGCGUCGUGGUCUCGAGCACGCAGUGGCCCUUAUUCGUCGGCGCUUCGCCCAAACUGCUUUCGUUGAUCAACCUCUAUGCGAGGAAGCACAUCACCGCCAAGGGGCUCUGGUCCACCUUCAAUGGGGAGCAGCUGCCAGAGCAGGCAGCCAUCCUGGUCCUAAGAGGAGAGAUUCGGAUGAUCACUCCGGACAAGGGCGAGCUGGUCUUCGUAGAGGGCACCUGCUUCAACGAGCAGCUUCUUUUCGGGCUUCCGCCCCUGGAGGGCAAACUGCAGCCACAGGGAAACUGUGAGGUCCAGAUCAUGACCGCGGAGAUCUUCGACAGGGUCGUGUCAGAGUGCCCAAACGAGAGGGACUUCAUCAUGCAGCGCAUCGUCAACGAGAUCGCCCGGAAAGCUGAGCAAACGAUGGGCUUCCAGCGAGGCGACUUGGGUGGAGCGUUGGUCCUCUCUACGGUGAUCCAGGUCGCCGCGGACGAGUUCGCGGACCAGCUUCGGAAGCGGAUUGAUGCGCGGAUCUACGAGCCGGGGAUGAUGCUCACAGAUGUGGGACAAGAAGGGGAAACCAUGUUUGUGCUCGUGGAGGGCGAGGCUGAGAACGAGGGCGAUGGCACCUGCCGCGGUCGGGCGCUUCGGCUGAAAUCUGGCAGUGUCAUCGGAGAAUCUGUGCUGCUGGGCGUGGCGCGCACCUACCCCAACCGGAUCCGCGCCGUGACGCGCUGCAUCGCGCUCGCUCUUACUCGAGCGGUCUUCCGGCAGGUACUGGAGGAAUUCCCUUCGCAUGUGGAGCUGUACAGCCACAUGUCUUCCGCGAACCCGGAACAGAGCGAGCCCAGCAAGAGCGCACUGGAUCUACAGGAGCACCUGCACAAGAGCCGUGCUUUCUCCAAUGUCAGCAAGGACUUCCUCUCCGUGGUUUGCGAGCGAGCCGACGAGGUCUACUUCGGCCCCGGCGACGACAUCUUCCGGCGUGGCGAGGUCUGCAAGCUCGGCGAAGCCAUCAUGUACAUCUUGCUGCAGGGAGCGGCCAUCGUCGAAGGAGAGUACGGUGACGAGCUCGGCAGGUUGAAUCCCGGGGACGUGGUGGGGGAAGGCGGUGCCCUGGGCAUCGCACCGACUCGCGGCGCCACGGUUCGCGCUUGGCGCGACACGCUGGUGCGCGCUGUGAGGCUGCACGGGACCUCCAUUCAAAGGGCCAUCACUGCUUUUCCUGAUGAGUACGAGUCUCUCCAAGCCAUCUUCCAGAAGCGCGCGUCCGCCAACAAGGAAGUCGAGCGGGUGAGGCAGAAGUGGCUACAAGAGCAAGUCAUCCCAGCUCUCAACAAGUGUCGCAUCUUCAACGGCUUUCCGGAGCACAUCAUUCGAAAGAUCGCCGAGCACCUGCUGCAGGCGACCUACACGAGUGGCCAAAUCGUCUGCGUAGCUGGCAACGGGGCAGAUUCCAUGAUUAUCUUCCUGAAGGGCGAGGGCGAGGUCCACGCGAAGUCAGGAGAUUUGAUCGGAACGAUCACGCCUGGUGCGAUGAUUGGAGAGGUCUCGGUCCUCGGCCUUUUCCCCUGGCGAACAGCGACGAUCCGCGCCACGAGCAACGCAGAUGCCGUGCUGAUCACCGCCAACCUGAUCACUCGGAUCUUGCAGGGCGACGAUGCGGCCGAGGCCCGAGCCCGCUUCGAGGCACUGCGGCAGGAGAGGUGCGAUCAGGUGGAACAAGGCAUGCCACUGUGCACCCUGUCCCUGGAUGUCAGCGUCAAGGACGUGGCGGCACGGGCUGUGGCUUUGCAUGCCAUUCGCUUUGACUUCGCGACUGGCGACGUCUUCAAGCCUAACUCCAAGUCGCAGGGGCCACACUACUGGAUACUUGUUCAAGGAACGAUGAACCUCAUGAUGGGAAGCCGCCAUAUCAUGCUCUUCAGCGCCGGCCCAGUCAAUCCUUUGAUCCCGGAGCAUGUCGCGCAGGAUUUCGGUGCUACGCUGCAUGCGGCGACCCCGUGCGAGGCGUAUCGGGUCGGCCUCUACGACAUCCUCCUGGCCACGCAUUGCGUCCGAGCGAAGUGGUACAAGCACUUUGAGAAGCUGCUCGAGGAGGUCCAGGUGAAGGUGCGACUGAAGCUACAGGGAGCCCGCUCCAUACAAACCAUGAAGCUCAAGAAAUCCCGAACGGAGGUUAGCCUGAAUCCGUUGAAGAAGGAGGAGGAAGGCGACAGGGACAAGGCCAUGGGCAUGGACUUUGUGGCCCAGGCAGCCAGGGAUUCCGGCAACCGGUGA
Molecule: messenger RNA, 2445 nt
Organism: Symbiodinium necroappetens
Lineage: Eukaryota; Dinophyceae; Suessiales; Symbiodiniaceae
Source: the annotation of a GenBank genome assembly